Messenger RNA from Setaria italica (foxtail millet), 852 nucleotides. RefSeq names its product AP-2 complex subunit sigma. Gene Ontology annotation, biological process: protein transport; clathrin-dependent endocytosis. Gene Ontology annotation, cellular component: intracellular membrane-bounded organelle; AP-2 adaptor complex. Gene Ontology annotation, molecular function: clathrin-cargo adaptor activity. The transcript is spliced from 6 exons. NCBI's taxonomy places the organism in Eukaryota, Viridiplantae, Streptophyta, Magnoliopsida, Poales, Poaceae. Bases 171 to 599 code for a protein of 142 amino acids. The record is from RefSeq and is a predicted model, not a curated record.
CUUCUGACCAGCGUUGACCGGUGAGCCUUUGGACACCGCGGCUUCCCUCGUGGCCUCAUCUGACCGUCGCCGCCGAAGGGGAAAACGCAGGUGUUCUUGUUUCUCUCUCCAGCCCAAACUGGUGGCGGAAUCAACCCAAAACCUUGCCAGAUUUCCAACCUGAUUACGACAUGAUCCGGUUCAUCCUGCUGCAGAACCGGCAGGGGAAGACGCGGCUGGCCAAGUACUACGUCCCGCUCGAGGACUCGGAGAAGCACAAGGUCGAGUACGAGGUGCACCGGCUGGUCGUCAAUCGGGACCCCAAGUUCACCAAUUUCGUCGAGUUUCGCACACACAAAGUUAUCUACAGGAGAUAUGCAGGGCUGUUUUUUUCAAUUUGUGUGGACAUAACUGACAACGAGUUGGCAUACUUGGAAUGCAUUCACUUGUUUGUUGAAAUAUUGGACCAUUUCUUUAGCAAUGUUUGUGAGCUUGACUUGGUUUUUAAUUUUCACAAGGUUUAUCUGAUUCUAGAUGAGUUUAUUCUUGCUGGAGAACUGCAAGAAACAAGCAAAAAGGCGAUAAUUGAGCGAAUGGGUGAACUAGAGAAGCUGGAAUGAGGGUGAGGGGAAGAGGCGGCCGCUGCAGUGCCCCAUGGCUGCUCACCAUUUGUACAAUAAUUUGUAGGUGUUGUGCAUUUACUUUCGUUGUUCUUCAUUUCGGAUUUCAUUGGUUGGGUGAAUGGUCCAUGCCAUCACUUUGUCUCAAGUAACCGUUGCUUACCUGAGAUUGCUUGCAUGUUACAGAAACUUCACUGUAGUUAGUUUCUCACUGCAGCGAUGAAAAAAAAAAGUUUUCUACUUUGUUGCCAAA